GACACGUCUGGAUUUAUGAUGGCUUGUAUGAGGAUAACCGCUCGCAGAGGCCGAUGGCAAGCACUGUUUGUGAUUCUUUGUCUUUUCAAGCUGAGCUCAGUGACCGGACAGGCUCGGUACUCCGUACCGGAGGAGCAGGCAGAAGGGUCUUUUGUCGGAAACAUUGCCAGAGAUUUAGGAUUGGACGUGGCGAGGCUCAUAUCAGGUAAAGCUCGUAUUAUCACAAAAGGGAGCCGCCAGUACGUUGAUUUAAACCGAGACAAAGGCACCCUCGUUAUUAAAGAGCGAAUCGACCGAGAAGAACUGUGUGGGAAGACGACGCCCUGUAGCUUCAGUUUCGAGGUCAUUUUAGAAAAUCCGAUCCAGCUUUACCGAGUAACAGUGGAGGUUAUAGACAUAAACGACAACAGUCCCUCGUUCCCAAAAGACGAGAUCAAUUUAAAAAUUGUUGAAAGUGUUGCAUCAGGGACUCGUUUCUCACUAGAGGGUGCCGAUGACCCUGAUGUUGGUAUUAAUGACAUUCAAAAAUACACACUUAGACCCUCAGAUCAUUUCAAAUUGGAAGUGCAGAGCCAGCCUGAUGGAGGAAAAUUUAUCGAAAUGGUUUUACAAAACCCGCUAGACCGAGAGAAAGAGGAGACUCACACACUCGUGCUGCUUGCUUCAGAUGGAGGGGAGCCACAUAGAUCAGGGACGGUGCGUGUUCAUAUCACUGUGCUGGAUGCAAACGACAAUGCACCAGUGUGUAGUCAGCCUGUUUAUAAAGCAGAUGUCAAGGAGAAUUCUCCUGAAGGAACAGUGGUGACCACUGUUAGCGCAAAUGACGCAGACAAAGGAGUUAAUGGCGAGGUGACAUUUUCCAUAGCUCAUGUUGCUCGAGAGGCGAAGAUACUUUUCGACAUAAAUGAAAAGACUGGAGAGAUUAAAGUUACAGGUAAACUGGAUUUUGAAAAAUCAAAAUCUUAUCAGUUAAACGUUCAGGCGAGUGACCACGGGGGAUAUACUGACACGUGCAAAGUUAUUAUUCAAAUAAUAGACGAGAAUGACAACGUCCCUACAAUACAGCUUCUGUCAUUUUCUAACUCGAUAUCCGAGGAUUCUCCCCCAGGGACAACUAUAGCUGUUGUCAACGUUGAUGAUGAAGACUCUGAUGGUAACGGUGUCGUCAAGUGCUCCAUUAACUCUGACGUGCCUUUCAAAAUUGAGUCUUCAUUACCAGGAUAUUAUACUAUAGUCACCGAGAGCGAUUUAGACAGAGAAAGUAUUCCUGAGUAUGAUAUCACCAUCACCGUCUCUGACCAAGGCUCCCCGCCUCUGUCGAGCAGUAAAAAUAUCAACGUAAAAGUGUCUGACGUGAAUGACAGCCCACCUCAAUUUGAUGUGUCGGGAUAUAGUAAGACUGUACCAGAGAACAACUCUCCUGGAUUGUCUGUGUUUACUCUCAGUGCAAGUGAUGCCGACUGGGGCCAAAACGCUCGUGUUUCUUACUUUCUGCAGGAAAAAGAGAUUAAUGGCGUUGCUGUAUCUUCGUUAGUGUCAGUAAAUUCUGAAAACGGCGUCAUUCAUGCAGUGAGGUCGUUUGAUUAUGAGCAGAUCAAGUGGUUUGAAUUUAACGUGACUGCUCGUGAUGCUGGAUCCCCUCCUCUGAGUUCGGUAGCUACAGUUAGAAUAAUGAUCCAGGACCAGAACGACAACCCCCCUCAGGUCCUGUACCCAGUCCAGACUGGUGGCUCUGUGGUGGCUGAGAUGGUGCCUCGUUCAGCAGAUGUGGGCUAUCUGGUGACUAAAGUGGUGGCUGUUGAUGUGGACUCUGGCCAGAAUGCGUGGCUGUCGUAUAAACUGCAGAAAGCCACAGACAGGGCGCUGUUUGAAGUGGGCUCACAGAAUGGAGAAAUAAGAACUAUCCGCCAAGUGACUGAUAAAGAUGCAGUGAAACAAAGACUGAGUGUUAUAGUGGAGGACAACGGGCAGCCCUCUCGUUCAGCUACAGUCAUUGUGAACGUGGCGGUGGCGGACAGCUUCCCUGAAGUGCUGUCGGAGUUCACUGACUUUCCCCACGACAAGGAGUACAAUGACAACCUGACUUUUUACUUAGUGUUGGCUUUGGCUGUAGUCUCCUUCCUGUUCAUCACGUGUUUGGUGGUGAUUAUAUCAGUGAAAAUCUACAGAUGGAGACAGUCUCGCGUGCUGUAUCAGUCCAACCUGCCUGUGAUUCCAUAUUAUCCUCCACGUUACUCAGACACUUUGGGGACAGGGACUCUGCCACACGUGUACAACUACGAGGUGUGCAGGACGACUGACUCGAGAAAGAGUGACUGUAAGUUCGGCAGAGCUGGUAGUCAGAACGUGCUGAUAAUGGACCCCAGUUCAACAGGGACGAUGCAGCGGAUGCAGAGUGAGAAGAGCAUCCUGGAUGAACCAGACUCUCCUCUAGAGGUGGGUUUUUGA
This is a messenger RNA of Chelmon rostratus (copperband butterflyfish), 2448 nucleotides long. Its product is annotated as protocadherin gamma-A10-like. The coding region runs from base 16 to 2448 and encodes 810 amino acids. Gene Ontology annotation, biological process: homophilic cell-cell adhesion. The record is from RefSeq and is a predicted model, not a curated record. Gene Ontology annotation, cellular component: plasma membrane. The transcript has a single exon. NCBI's taxonomy places the organism in Eukaryota, Metazoa, Chordata, Actinopteri, Chaetodontiformes, Chaetodontidae. Gene Ontology annotation, molecular function: calcium ion binding.